UUUAACCAAAUCUUUCUCUCUUUCCCUUUCCCUUCCUUUUCCUUCCCUUACAAACAGGGAGAGUAGUCUAGUAAUCUACACCACAUUGGCCACCGAGGGUGGUGUUUUUGAGUGACCAUUAAUGACUGCUCCUUGGGGCGACCCCGCCAGGGGUCGGUUUUGGUCCCAAAUGUUGGUGGCUUUGGUUGUUGUUGUCGUUGCUGUUGCGAGUAAUGUAGGUGCCGUGUCGGCUGAUAGUUAUGUAUACUCUUCACCUCCUCCACCACCUUAUGAGUAUAAGUCACCUCCACCACCUUCUCUAUCUCCCCCACCACCAUACGUGUAUAAAUCUCCACCAUCUCCUUCGCCUUCUCCACCACCACCUUAUGUGUAUAAGUCACCACCACCUCCAUCGAAACAUGAAGUACUGAACCCUCCAUACCACUAUAAAUCUCCACCACCACCGUCUCCAUCACCUCCUCCUCCAUACUAUUAUAAGUCUCCUCCACCACCAUCCCCGUCACCACCUCCUCUAUACUACUACAAGUCUCCACCACCACUAUCCCCAUCACCACCUCCCCCGUACUACUACAAGUCUCCACCACCUCCGUCCCUAUCCCCACCUCCUCCAUAUUACUAUAAGUCUCCACCACCUCCGUCCCCGUCACCACCUCCUCCUUAUUACUACAAAUCCCCACCACCUCCAUCUCCUUCCCCACCUCCUCCAUACUACUACAAGUCCCCACCUCCUCCAUCUCCAUCUCCACUUCCUCCAUAUUACUACAAGUCUCCACCACCACCGUCCCCAUCACCACCUCCUCCUUACUACUACAAAUCCCCGCCACCUCUAUCUCCUUCCCCACCACCACCUUACUACUACAAGUCCCCACCACCUCCAGUGAAGUCUCCCCCACCACCAUACUACUAUAAGUCUCCUCCUCCACCUUCUCCUUCACCACCCCCACCUUACUAUUAUAAGUCUCCACCACCACCAUCACCAUCUCCACCACCUACUUACUACUACAAAUCUCCACCACCACCCUCACCAUCUCCACCACCACCUUACUACUACAAGUCGCCACCACCUCCAGUGAAGUCUCCCCCACCACCAUACUAUUACAAGUCUCCCCCACCACCAUCACCAUCUCCACCACCUCCUUACUACUACAAGUCUCCACCACCACCUUCACCAUCUCCACCACCUUACUACUAUAAGUCUCCGCCACCUCCUCCGCAUUAUGUCUCUCCACCAUACUACUACAAAUCUCCACCUCCUCCAACUCCAUAUCAUCCCGCCCCUCACCCCCACCCCCACCCACUCAUAGUCAAGGUCGUUGGUAAAGUUUACUGCUACAGGUGCUAUGACUGGAGCUAUCCAGUAAAAUCGCACAACAAGAAACAUCUCAAAGAUGCUGUUGUGGAAGUGACUUGCAAGGUUGGAGAAAAGGAGAUCACAGCUUACGGAAAAACCAAAAUCAAUGGAAAAUUUAGCAUCACAGUUGAAGGAUUUAACUAUGCCAAAUAUGGAGCUGAGGCAUGCAAGGCCAAGCUUCAUGCCCCACCCAAGGGUUCAUCUUGCAACAUUGCUACCAGUCUUCAUGGGGGCAACAAGGGUGCCAUGCUCGCGGUGAAGUCCAAGGACAAGUAUGAGUUUGUGCUCAAGGCUAAGCCAUUUGCCUAUGCUCCAAGGACCCCCAAAGAGUGUGAGAAGCCAAAGCCAAAGCCUACUCCAGCUCCUUACUAUUAUACCUCUCCACCACCACCAUCGCCUACUUAUGUUUACAAGUCACCACCUCCUCCACCAUACUAUUAUAAGUCCCCGCCACCACCAAGCCCCACUUAUGUUUAUAAGUCACCACCACCACCAAGCCCUACCUAUGUUUACAAGUCACCACCACCUCCACCAUACUACUACAAAUCUCCACCCCCACCAGUCCACUCUCCACCCCAACCAUAUUAUUACAAGUCUCCACCACCACCUUCUCCUUCACCACCUCCACCAUAUUAUUACAAGUCUCCACCACCACCUUCUCCUUCACCACCUCCACCAUACUACUACAAAUCACCUCCACCUCCUUCACCAUCUCCUCCACCGCCAUACUACUACCAAUCACCACCACCUCCAGUGAAGGCCCCUGCACCAACCUACCAUUACAACUCCCCUCCUCCACCAUCAUCAUCUCUUCCUCCUCCUUACUACUACAAAUCCCCACCACCUCCAUCUCCAUCUCCAUUACCACCACCUUCAUACUAUUACAAAUCCCCUCCUCCACCGUCGCCAUCUCCACCUCCACCUUACUACUACAAGUCCCCACCACCACCAGUCCACUCUCCACCACCACCAUACUACUACAAAUCUCCACCACCACCAGUCCACUCUCCACCACCACCAUACUAUUACAAAUCUCCACCACCACCAAUUCAUUCUCCUCCACCACCAUACUACUACAAAUCACCACCUCCUCCUUCUCCAUCUCCCCCACCACCAUACUAUUACAAGUCCCCACCACCACCAGUCUAUUCCCCUCCACCACCAUACUAUUACAAAUCACCACCACCUCCAGUGAAGGUUCCAGCACCAGCUUACCACUACAACUCCCCUCCUCCACCAUCACCAUCACCACCGCCACCAUACUACUACAAAUCCCCACCUCCUCCAAGUCCAUCGCCACCACUACCAUACUACUACAAAUCUCCUCCUCCCCCAUCACCAUCUCCUCCUCCUCCCUACUACUACAAAUCUCCACCACCUCCAUCUCCAUCACCACCACCACCAUACUACUACAAAUCUCCACCUCCCCCAUCACCUUCUCCACCACCACCAGUCCACUCUCCACCACCACCCUACUAUUACAAGUCCCCACCUCCUCCAUCCUCUUCACCCCCUCCCCGAUACUACUAUCACUCACCUCCCCCACCAGUGAAAUCACCUCCACCUCCAGCCUAUAUUUACGCUUCUCCUCCACCGCCAACUCACUAUUGAGUCUAGAAAUAUCAACCACAAAAUCGCAAGGUUCAUGUUCUAGUUUCUCAAAAAGAAUAAAAAAAGGCACCAAGGAGAGAAAAUUUGGUCAUGAAAGAUUUUCAAGUCCAUUGAAUAAGAGUUUGGACAUUGCAUUUGGGAGCUACGAUUUCGAUAGUCCAAGCCAUAUUGCUUCCAAUUCUUUGGUGGCCAUCUUACACAUUCUCUUAAUUUGUUCAAGUGGCUGGGGAAGAAAGCUUGAUUGGAAACUUUCCUAGUGGCUGUUUAAUUAUCGUUCAAUAACAUCUAUAAUUAUAUUGGUUUUCACCUAAUUUAAUUGUGCACUUUCUGUGUAAGCGUUUCUAUUUAUUGUGGGCAUGCAUUUGUGAUUUUGUGAGACUUUCUUGUACUAUUUGCACCCGAAUUGUUAGCUAAUAAAAGAAUUUUUUCAUAAAAUAUAUAGAA
This is a messenger RNA of Gossypium arboreum, 3406 nucleotides long. RefSeq names its product extensin-2-like. The record is from RefSeq and is a predicted model, not a curated record. The coding region runs from base 122 to 2962 and encodes 946 amino acids. Gene Ontology annotation, molecular function: structural constituent of cell wall. NCBI's taxonomy places the organism in Eukaryota, Viridiplantae, Streptophyta, Magnoliopsida, Malvales, Malvaceae. Gene Ontology annotation, biological process: plant-type cell wall organization. The transcript is spliced from 3 exons.